Messenger RNA from Prunus armeniaca (apricot), 333 nucleotides. NCBI's taxonomy places the organism in Eukaryota, Viridiplantae, Streptophyta, Magnoliopsida, Rosales, Rosaceae. The record is from the annotation of a GenBank genome assembly.
AUGCCUCUUGGUGCUAAGCACAUUGGGGCCAAGAUACACAACAUCGAGAUGAGGCCGGGUCAAGGUGGCAAGUUGGUUCGAGCCCCAAGAACUCAUCCAACCAUUUUGAAAGAACCCUCAUCAGCGGGAUGUUUGGUGAAGCUGCCUUCCCAUGUUCAGAAGUGGAUAGAUUCUAAGUGCCGGGCCACAAUCGGGUCGGUUUCCAAGUGGGCCAAAUUCAGGAAAUCAGCACAAGAAGCUCUACAAGGCCGGGCAAAGCCAGUGGUUGGGCCGCCGGCCCAAGGUUCGGGGAGUGCAAUGAACCCUAUUGAUCAUCCACAUGGUGGUGGGUAA